Carya illinoinensis is the source of this 444-nucleotide messenger RNA. Its product is annotated as luminal-binding protein 1-like. The transcript is spliced from 5 exons. The coding region runs from base 1 to 444 and encodes 147 amino acids. Gene Ontology annotation, cellular component: endoplasmic reticulum chaperone complex; endoplasmic reticulum lumen; membrane. Lineage: Eukaryota; Viridiplantae; Streptophyta; Magnoliopsida; Fagales; Juglandaceae. Gene Ontology annotation, biological process: protein refolding; endoplasmic reticulum unfolded protein response; cellular response to unfolded protein. The record is from RefSeq and is a predicted model, not a curated record. Gene Ontology annotation, molecular function: ATP-dependent protein folding chaperone; ATP hydrolysis activity; heat shock protein binding.
AUGGGCUUAAUGGAGAGGCUUCUUAAGGACUAUUUUGAUGGAAAGGAACGGAACAAAGCUGUGAACCCAGAUGAGGCAGUUGCUUAUAGUUAUGCUGUACAAGGAAGCAUAUUGAGUGGAGAGGGUGGUGAAGAAACUAAAGCUGCUCCACUGACCCUUGGAAUUGAAACUGUUGGUGGACUGAUGACCAAGUUGAUCCCAAGAGACACUGUUAUCCCAACAAAGAAAUCGCAGGUUUUCACCACUACACAAGGAUCAGCAGACUACCGUGUCCAUUCAAGUAUGGUCUUUGAAGGUGAAAGGAGUCUUACAAAGGAUUGCAGGAAUCUCGGGAAAUUUGAUCUAAAUAGAGCAGAAUUCCUCCAGCUCCAAGGGUUGGCAGUCAAGGCAAGUGCACUAACAUUAUCACACCAAAGGAUGGGAGCUGUGAUGAGAGAAAGAUGA